Messenger RNA from Paramormyrops kingsleyae, 1833 nucleotides. The record is from RefSeq and is a predicted model, not a curated record. Lineage: Eukaryota; Metazoa; Chordata; Actinopteri; Osteoglossiformes; Mormyridae.
UUUUUUUUGAUAUUCCUCUGCCCCCGCGCCUUUUGGAGAAAACAUAUGGCCGCAAAGCACACGGGAAAGAGGCCGGGGUGAUCCUCGCAGAGUAAAUGCAAGUUUCCCUCUUGAUAUUGAGAUGUAAUGGUAAAAAUAAUAUAGUAUGUGUCUUGGAGGGGAUUAGUGACAGUCUGGUAGGUAAUACUGUUUGGAUGAUUUUCGAUUUAAGUGUAAAACAAGGAUUGUACGUCCGUUUAGCAUCUGUGUGUCAGUAAAGCGGAAUGCAGUGUAAAUGUGUUUUUUUUUUAAUUAAUUCACAUUAAUGCAUUUUUUUUCAUUGCAUGUUUGUAAUCCAUGAACGGGUGUAUGAAUAGCCUGGUGCUUUCAUGUAAGCCGUUUGUAGGGGAGCAAACCAUAUAGGGAGAGACGCGAGAUACUGAGAUAUCGCAGUCUGCAAGAAGCAGGCGGCAUGGCAGUCGUUGCAUGAAUUUAAAAGCACUGGCAGGGAGAAAACCGAUGAAAUGGUGCAGCUUAAACAGCGGCUCAGACGGCUGGAGCAGGAGGUGGCAGAGCACAGACAAAGUUCCUCUGUGCCACAGGGAUCGGGAUCCGGAUUGCACAAGCAGUUCUUCUCUGACUUGGUGCUCCCCAGAUUUCAGGAGAGCGUCUUCCUGGUCAGCACCUCUGGGACUUUGUCACAAAACCAGAUGCAUAAGCUGAAGUGCAUAAAAGUUUUGUGUGGGGCAAUAAAGAGGCCCCAGCUCCUGCCCACCUUAGAUUUCUGAAGGACACUGGCAGAAUUAAUGACUGGCUGUCUGACCUUGAUAAGAAAUUCAAGGUUACGACGAAUAAGACCUAUAUCUUGGCCAUCAUUAAAUUGUGCCAGUUCUUGUUAGUCGGACCUCAUUUGUGUCUAGCUCCGCAAAAAGGAAAUCGCCUACCUUUUGCGACAUUUGAGGAGACAGCUCAAAGCAUUGGGGAAGCGAAUAGUCGAGCACAGGCAAGAGGUGAAGGAGCAGAAAUCUGAGGAUGCCGACCCAGGAAAACCUCUCGGAGCUGGCGACCGAGCUGCAAUCCCGGAUCCCUGAAUGUCUCGAUGAUCUGUCUGAGUCUCCACAGAACAUCCUACUCCACAACAAGUGCAUAGGUGCAAUUGCCACCUAUGUAUUUGUAAACACGGGCCACAGGUAUAGCGUGGUAAUAAACAUGUUGCCGCAAGAGGUCACCAAGGUGCAGGUAUCAGGGGACAAGGUGGUCAUUCACGUAAAGGACCAUAAAACAGCAGGCUCUUUUGGGAGGGUAAACAUGGCCCUCUCCAAAAAAGAAUACCAGUGGCUCCACCAGUUUGCUCAGCUCCGCUGUGAGCUCCCUGGCUUCAGAUCCUUGGUUAAGACAUUCUUUUUCACGUCUUCAGGAAAGCCGUUUCGGAAACUGAAUGACACGGUGAUGGACACAUGCUUGAAUUGUGGCAUGCCCAAGGCAUUCACCAUGUCACAGUUGAGGAGCGGCGUGUUGACGUGUAUAGAGAGGGGCCUGCCGGAGGACCAGCGGCGGCUGGUGUCGCACAUGAUGUGUCACAGCGUGGAGACUGCCGACCGCUUUUAUGUCGCGGAACCUGAGCUCGCCGAGCUGCAUGUGGGCUGAGAAUGCCUCCGUCAGGCCCUGGGCCUCAGCAAUGUUCCACAGCAUUCUGGCGGUAGGCAGUCUCAGAGCGAAAAGGGCGGCGUUACCACCACCACCAGACGGUGACGAUCAACUAGAGGUCGACCGAUAUAUCGGCCGGCCGAUAUAUCGGGCCGAUAUUUAGCAUUUUUUAAUGUAUCGGCAUCGGCCGAAAUCCGAGUGCACUAC